AUGUCCGACGUUCCAGGAGAGGAUUCUCCAACUCACUUUUAUCCAGUUAACUUUGAGAAUUACCUGAGGCCCAAACAAUCAAUCAAAUGCCAGCCACUUCAGCGUUUCAAGAAGCCAAAUGAAAGAGCCACCAAUCUAUACAGGAACCUAAAACGUUUAAAGAUUCUCAGGUGGUAUAAUCGUGUGUCGAAACGAUUUGAAGAGUUUCCACUGCCAAAAUUCCUUGGAUUCCUGCAAGCUCGUAAUGAUGAUGGCCUAUGUAAGCGGAAGACCGGAUUUGAGAUCUACUGCGAGAUGGCCAGCAUACAUGGCUUUCACAUCUUUGUGGGAGCAAAAACGUGGCAAAGGAUACUCUGGUGGCUUCUCAUUUGUAAUGCGGUCCUACUUUCAUUUACCCUAGUGAUCAUGUCCCUUUCCAUGUCCAAGGAAACGCCUACCAUUCGUUUCAUAGACACCAUGAUGAAACCCACGGCGGAAGUGCCUUUUCCCGCUGUCACCAUUUGCGGAUUCAACACAAAGGAAUGGAUGAACUCCUCUCAAAUAGUAAACCAAAGAAAUGCAAGUUGGUUAGAGCUUCUGGAGGAUUUGGCCUUACCAAUCUGCCCACAAAUAAAAAUCUGUCAGUGGGAUAAUCGAAUGGUGAACUGCCUAGAUCAACUGCAACCCAUUUGGACUCUUGACCAAAGGCUGUGCUGCAGCUUUAAUUACAAUAAGCAGCUUUUCAGCUCCUAUUUGGGUGUUAGUUUUGUUUUAAGAUCCAAUGAUGAGAUCCUUCAAAGUUCGAAAUCAGCUGGCUUUGAGGUGCUUAUACACGAAUCUCAUGAAAUACCCAAUGGAGCAACACCAAGGGUAUUUGUGCCAGGCGAAUCAGAUGCUCACAUAAUGCUUAGACCAUAUAUCAAUCGAUUCACGAAAAAUCUGAAGGGCUUAUCUCUGCAGAAAAGAGGAUGUUAUUUUUCAACAGAACGUCGUCUAAUAUUAUCCGAUGUAUAUAACCAAAUAAACUGCCUGGCUGAAUGUCGCACCGAAAGUAUCUUAAAAUCAUGUGGCUGUAUACCGCCAAAAUCACCUAUUGAAAAAAGUUGGCUAAUUUGCGAUCUAAAGCAAAUGCAGUGUGUAAUAGAUUUUGAUCAUGAUGAGAUCAUCAGUGGAGAACAAAAGAAUUGCGAUUGCCUUCCGCCAUGUGAAUUCAAUCGCUAUGAAUUCCAAAGUGAUAUACGAUUUAUAAAGGGAAUGAUUAAUAAUAGUAUUGUUAACACAAGCAAUCAAGAGACCACAAAUGAGGUCCGUGUCCGUGUCUACUACGACUCAGCGAUUGCGGAGGAGCUGCUCCUGGACGUCUACGAAAACUGGCUGACAUUCAUAGGAACCUUUGGCGGCAUAACCGGACUAUUUAUGGGCUGCAGUUUCGUUUCGGUCUUCGAACUGAUUUUCUUUUCUUGUGUGCGACCCACAUGCAACUGGCUGACCAGACAACAGAUACUUUGGCGACGUCGAAGGAAUCAGAGGGUUGGAAUCACGGAGUCAAGGUCAUUAGGGCCGGCUAAUUAGGAGCUGUCCUAAUUACCCUGAUAUCGCCCAAGUCACAGUUAAACUAAGGUGUUCAGCCUGUAGAGAUGGCUUUCAAGAAGCGGCGCAUCUUCGACUUGCGACAUGUUCAGGCCCAACAGAUGGCCACCACCGCCAUUCACAGACGCAGUCAUCCGAUGCACAACCAUUCACACAAUCCCAUCCAGCCGCAACAUCGAUUUCGCCAGAUAGGCGAAUGGUUCACCGAGAACAUGCGCAACUACUGCCAGACCACGUCCCUUCACGGAUUCAGUUACAUCACCCGACAGGACAUCAGUCGCCAUGAGCGUUGGUUUUGGCUAGUGGUCGUGAUCCUGGCCAUCAUCACCUCCAUUGUGCUGGUGGUGGUGUCCUGGUACUGGAGCCAGGAAACGCCAACGGUCACAGUUAUCGAAAGCUCGCACUUUCCGACAUGGAAUAUUCCCUUUCCGGCUGUCACCAUAUGCAACUUUAAUAAGAUAUCGAAAAGUAAAGCACUUAGCUUGUUGGACCAAAUGCAAGUUCCAGUUGGAAUUAAUAGAUCCGAACUGCAUAACCUCUUCAAUCUGACACUUUUGCCCGUGGAUACCAUGAUUAGCAAUGAUUCGCUGCAGAAAUACGAUCGGAUUUUGAGCCUUAACAAUCUUACACUGAACCGGCUUACCCAGCAAUUGUCACCGGACUGCAUCGAAAUGAUUUCCAGCUGCAUUUGGAAGGGCAUCAAUACGCGAUGCGAAAGCCUCUUUCAACGCAUAGAUACCAUGGAGGGGCAGUGCUGUACUUUUAACUAUUUCGGCGGUAUCAGCAACAAUUUUCCAGAGAAAAUUGCAUAUCAGGUUCCAAAGCGACCAUAUCGCGUUACGGGAUGCGGCUAUCCCACGGGUCUCUCGGUUCUGCUUAACCCCAUGAUAUCGGACUAUUAUGGCACCUUCUUCAGUGGCUUUGGCUUUCGCCUGCUUCUCCACGAUGCCUAUAACUUUCCGGAUGAGAAUUCGGAGACCAAAGUGGUCACCACGACGAGGGAAAGUUUUGUGAGAAUAAAUCCAGAGUCCACCUACGCAACCAACGAUAUUCGCCGCAUGGAUCUAUCACUGAGGAACUGCCUCUUUGGAAGCGAGAUGACCAUGCAUGGCCUCAGGCGCUAUUCCUUCAUCAACUGCAUGUUCGAAUGCCGGGUCCGGAUGACUGUGGACCUUUGUGGUUGUCUACCACCGUAUGUUUACAACAACGGCAGCUACAAAGUUUGUGGUGUGCUGCAAACCAAUUGCAUAAUUCACAGUAAAAGACUCUUUUCCCAUGCCCUGGCCAAUUUGAAUUUCUCGCUCUCAAUUGUCCGGGAGACGGAUAGUUUUCCCUGUGGAUGUCUGCCGGACUGCCAGUCGAAUCAUUAUGUUUCUGAGAGCACUACUGGCCGAUUGGACAUAAGCUACUUUGCCAACCGACCAACAUUCAACAAUGCCACAGAUAGGAUACUACUCCAUGUGUUUUUCAGCGAUCUAAUGAGCACCAGAUAUCGAACGGACAUAUUUCAGAACUGGCUGUCCGCCUUGGCCUCAUUUGGCGGCUUGCUGGGACUAAUUAUGGGAUUCAGCAUAGUGACGGCAUUCGAGUUCAUAUACUUUCUUACCUUCCGUCCAGUUUUCAACUACAUCAACCGGGAGUAG
Molecule: messenger RNA, 3212 nt
Organism: Drosophila melanogaster (fruit fly)
Lineage: Eukaryota; Metazoa; Arthropoda; Insecta; Diptera; Drosophilidae
Gene: ppk11
Product: pickpocket 11
Exons: 9
Coding region: 1-1551 (516 amino acids)
Biological process (GO): sodium ion transport
Cellular component (GO): membrane
Molecular function (GO): sodium channel activity
Source: RefSeq, marked reviewed